Messenger RNA from Neltuma alba, 736 nucleotides. RefSeq names its product heat stress transcription factor B-2a-like. NCBI's taxonomy places the organism in Eukaryota, Viridiplantae, Streptophyta, Magnoliopsida, Fabales, Fabaceae. Gene Ontology annotation, biological process: regulation of transcription by RNA polymerase II. The record is from RefSeq and is a predicted model, not a curated record. Bases 53 to 736 code for a protein of 227 amino acids. Gene Ontology annotation, molecular function: DNA-binding transcription factor activity; RNA polymerase II cis-regulatory region sequence-specific DNA binding. The transcript is spliced from 2 exons. Gene Ontology annotation, cellular component: nucleus.
GGCAACGCAAAAAGAAGAGGUAGCUAUAUAUUAUACCAAACGUAUUCCAAACAUGGCUGAAAGAUUAACGGAGCUAAAGCUCAACAACACAGCCGCGGCAGCCACUGUGGCCUCCGGCAGUGGCAGCGGCGGCGGCCAGUCUCCAAGGGGACGGUGUGUGGCGCCGUUUCUGUUGAAGACGUAUGAUUUGGUGGAAGAAGGCGGAGUAGCGGAUCAAGGUGAAGAAGAAGAAAGGAAGAGACCAUCAAUAGUGUCAUGGAACGAGGAAGGAGAUGGUUUCGUAGUGUGGCGUCCUGCAGAAUUCUCAGAGCUCAUCUUGCCCAGAUACUUCAAACACAAUAACUUCUCCAGCUUCAUCCGCCAAUUAAACACCUAUGGGUUUAAGAAAGUGUCAUCAAAGAGAUGGGAAUUCAAGCAGGAGAAAUUUCAGAGAGGUCACAAGAAGUUGCUGGCGGAGAUAACAAGGAAGAAGUGCGAGCCAAGUGUUUUCCCUCCAUACUUGAAAUCUUGUUCCGAAGAAAAUAAUAAUGCAGCCAUAGAUGAGGGAACCAAUCAUAAUGAUAGUGAUAAUAAUAACAAUAAUGAAUCAUUGCUACAGCAGAACCAAGAGCUGAAGAAGCAGAACCAGCAUUUACAAUCACAAAUUGCCCAUUUCAAACAAUUACAAAGCAGGUUGUUGCAAUGUGUCUCCCAAUAUAUGGGCACCCCACCAAAAUUAAGUUACCACUCUCCUUGA